Molecule: messenger RNA, 1646 nt
Organism: Bicyclus anynana (squinting bush brown)
Lineage: Eukaryota; Metazoa; Arthropoda; Insecta; Lepidoptera; Nymphalidae
Gene: Inx7
Product: innexin inx7
Exons: 8
Coding region: 264-1535 (423 amino acids)
Biological process (GO): phototransduction
Cellular component (GO): gap junction; plasma membrane
Molecular function (GO): gap junction channel activity
Source: RefSeq, a predicted model, not a curated record
UCAACCGGCUACGUAUAUCAAUAAAAAAAUGGAACCGUCGAAUUGUGAUAGUUUAUCAUAUCACCGUGAUAUCUUAUCACUAUCAAAUGAUAUCACUGACACACUCCAGCUGGCAGAAGAGUGAGGUGCACGUUCGUUGCUUUUGUUUUAUUUUAGGUUUCUGUGAUAAGUGUUGGUGAUAAGGAUUGAAGGCUUAAGAAAUAGGUGUUUAAGAGGUGGAAAAGGAAAAGAAGAUUCAUGUCAAGAUAACUAAAUAACCCAAAAUGUUGGUAGCUUCGUUGAACACGUUGACCCCGCGCAUGCGGUUCAACUUCUCCAAGCCAAGGAUCGACAACAUCGUCUUCAAACUGCACUACAAGGCUACGGUGACCUUACUCCUGGCCUGCGUCAUCCUGGUCUGCGCCAGGGAAUACUUCGGAGAGCACAUCAAAUGUAUUUCUGACCAGGGAGUCCCUGAUCAUGUUAUACAGACUUACUGCUUCUUUAUGGCUACUUUUACUAUAGUUCGACACUACAAUGAGAGUCUUCUAGAAACAGGGUUCCUACCCCACCCUGGCGUGGGACCUGCGCUGUCGACAGAUCAAACUUUGCACCACACGUAUUAUCAGUGGGUACCUUUCGUACUGUUCAUACAGUCUGUGUGCUUCUACAUGCCACAUUAUGUAUGGAAGAAGAAGGAAGGUGGUAGAAUUAAGGCACUCAUCGAUGGCUUGCAAUUUGCCGGUUUGGCGUUAGCUGAAGAAGACAUGAAAGUAGGAGCUAAUACGGUGCCAUCAAAAUCAACUUUAGAUAGCCGAAUUGAUAUCAUUAAGAAAGAUAUCAUACUCAGGUUACGAAUCACAAGGACCUGGUCAACGUGGCUGGUUCUGAUGGAGAUAGCGAACCUCGUACAUCUAAUGUUCCAGAUAUGGAUGAUAGAUAUAUUCCUCAAUGGUGCUUUCAUGGACCUGGGGCCGAAUGUGCUCGAAUUUAAAAAGUGGCAGUAUAUUGCUGAUCCUCUUGAGAGAAUAUUUCCUAAGGUCACAAAGUGCACCUUCCACAAAUUCGGUCCGAGUGGUUCCAUCCAGCAGCACGACGCUCUCUGCGUGAUGGCUCUCAACAUCAUCAACGAGAAGAUCUACGUCGUGCUGUGGUUCUGGUUCCUGUUCCUCUUCAUCUUAUCCGUUCUUGCUGUUGUUUGGAGAUUCCUGUCAUUCUUCAUGUACCGUCGCUCACUGAAAUUCAAUGAGCUCAUGUUCCGACAUGCAUCGCAUAGGAAGUUUAGUCCUUACAAUGUGAUUCAAGUCGUCAACGGAUGUCAGUUUGGUGACUGGCUCUUCCUUUACUAUCUCGCGAAAAACAUGAAGGGAAUCGUGUUUCAGCAACUAUUCGAACAUCUUGCUGAAGAGUUACAAAAGCGAGAAGUGCCGUACGGUGAGAAAGAUAACGAUGAGAAAGGUGCCGAGCCGAUACUAUUGGGAAAAAUCGACUACGAUGACGAAACACUACCACUGAAAGGAUCAAAGGACGAUCUUGCCAAAGAUAAGUUUUCAUGAAGUACAAGGAAAUAGUUAUUUGUUAAGAUAGGCUGCAAAAGGAUUGUUAAGCUCGCGUAUUGAAUACCGGAGCAGCGAAGGAUUCUAAGGCCAGUAUUAAUAGACCUUCCU